CUAUUCCUCUAGUAGCGUAGCCAAUUAAAAUGCAGGAUUUGUAUUAGUCCACUAGUUGAGUGAUACUAAGGUUUAUUAUCAAACACUGGAUCAUGUUAGCCAUCGUGGUGUAUGAGCCAUUACACCAUGCUCUGCAAAUGUAGUAAGCGUAUGCGUGAUUUUUGGGGGCGCUUUUACUUUUUUUUUUAUUUUAGUUUUCUACAUUUUGGGGGUGUUUUUAAGAAUACAAUUAUUCCACUCUCCCUUGUUGGAUAUUAAAUGGUUAUAGCCAACUCGACUCGGUGCUACGCGCCUCGUUUGGCUCCUGUAUGGCAUGGUAUAAAAUAGUUAUGGAACGCUCUCUCGUGGUAUACCAUCAGAAAGUGACCCGUGUGAUAUUCCACGGUAUACCACAAGAAACGGCUACAUAACUAGUAUUUAGCAAUAAACUGAAUGACAAGAUAAUAUCGUACUGUGAUCAUCCAUUAGAAAUAGUUUAUGUAUGUCAGUUUAGUUGGAGAGGUGGACUUUAAAUAUUAAUCAUACUAACGGCACUUUUCAGAGGAUGGCUACAUUGAUCCGUAUUCCAUGACACAGGCCCUUGGUAUAGGAGCGCGGAUGUAUGGGGCCGAGAUAUACAUGCCUGCUCCAGUCACUGGGCUCAACUACCGAUCUGAUGGCAGGUGGGACGUGCAAACACCGCACGGAACGAUCAAAGCUAAGCACGUUGUUAAUGCAGCAGGCUUUUGGGGCAGAGAGAUAGGCCGCAUGACAGGGAGAGAACUUGCUUUGGGCGUGGUACAUCAUCAGUAUAUUUUUACGGGACCAAUUCCCGAAGUGGCGAACUUAAAGAAAGAACUUCCUUUUAUGAGGGACCUGGAAGGUUCAGUUUACAGCCGUCAGGAGAAGCAAGGAAUUGGGUUUGGCACAUAUGAAAGCGCGGACAAAAUGAAAAUGGAAGAUGACUGGUGGGACGCUGUUCCAGAGGGAUUUGGAAAAGAAUUGUUUGAAAGUGAUUUAGACAGCAUCAGUGACUACGUGACACAUGCAAUGAAGCGAACACCCGUCCUUGCCAAUGCCGAAAUUACAAGUGUUGUUUCAGGUCCUAUAACUUACUCCCCGGACGCUAUUCCCUUGCUCGGUCCCGAUGCAGAGAUCCCUAAUAUGUGGCUGGCCCUCGGGACGGGUUAUGGGAUUGGUCUCGCGGGAGGGGUCGGUAAAUAUCUAUCUGAUUGGAUGAUCGAUGGAGAGCCACCAUAUGAUCUCAUCGAAUGUGAACCUGGUCGCUAUGGCAACUGGAUUACAAGGGAAUAUGUGUUAGCGAAGGCUCGAGAGACGUACGGUCUAAAUAAUGAGAUGAUACAUCCUAAAUUAGAGAGAUGGGCGGGUCGCCCUGUCAGGACCAGUCAAAUAUACGAGAGACUUUGCCAGCAUGGUGCACAGAUGGGACUCCGUGCUGGAUGGGAACAACCUAACUGGUUCGCGCUUCCUGGAGACGAACCAGGGUAUAAACCCAGCUUUCGACGAACAAACUGGUUUGAGCCAGUUGGUCGCGAAUGUGACAUGGUGCUGAAUAAAGUUGGUAUCAUAGACUUGUCGCCUUAUGGGAAAAUAGAGGUGAAGGGAAAAGAUGCAGCCUCUUUUAUGGAUAUGAUCUUCGCCAAUGAACUACCUAAAAUGGGACACUCAAACAUAAGUCACAUGCUGACGCCGAGGGGUAAAGUGUACGCUGAAAUGGCUGUCACGUGCUUGGCACCGGAUCACUAUUUUCUGGUCACUGGAAGUGCCACUGAGUUACACGAUCUAAGGUGGCUGUUGGAAAACCAACGUAAAUUUAAUUACGAUGUCACUAUCAAGAACAUCACGGACGACAUUGCCUGCCUGGGCGUCGCCGGACCUCACUCACGUGAUGUCCUGUCAAAGCUGACGUCAUCAGACAUGGGUGACGAGAAGUUCCCAUAUCUGGCGUUUAGGAACAUAGAGGUAGCAGGACUUGCCGUGCAAGCUAGUCGGUUUUCCUUUACAGGGGAAUUAGGUUGGGAGCUGUUUCACAAGAAGGAACAUACAUCUAAGCUGUAUGAAGCACUCUUGACAGCUGGUGACGAUCAUGGUAUUGGAGACUUUGGUUCGUAUGCCUUAAAUUCGUUGAGACUGGAGAAAGGAUUUCGUUCGUGGGGCUUUGAGAUGAAUAUGUCAACCAACGCUGUUGAGGCAGAUUUGAUGUCGUCGAUAAAAUUAAACAAGGUAAGAGGCGUUUCUCAAAUUCAUGGCGUGACUUGUGACACUGAUGUAGUAACGCAACCCAAACAAACCUUUGCUCCUUAUUCAUUCAAACAGGGGGUCCAUUUCAUCGGACGAGACGCCUUGUUGAAACUGAGCAAGGAUGAUUGCGAACGUGUAUUGUGUUUCCUAACGAUGGAUACAACAGAUGUGGACCCUGAAGGGAACGAGACUGUUUGGUAUGCUAAUAAGGUUGUAGGAUUUACUUCAAGUGGUUCGUACAGCUAUCAGCUAAAGAAGAGUAUAUGUUUCGCUUAUUUGCCACCUUCCCUGACCGAACCGGGCUCUCGAGUGGAAGUGGAAAUGUUAGGAAACAAAUUUCCAGCAGUGGCCGUUCAGCAGCCAUUGUUUGACCCAGAACCGAUCCGCGCAAAGAGAUGAUAGAAGACAGAAGCAUGUUCUCUCCGUUUGAGGAAACGUCUUCACUCUUUUAUUACUCCUUUUAGUAGCUUUUAUUUCAGUCUUGCUUCUGUCUUGCAAUGUGAAAUACGUGAAAACUUGCUGUUCUCUAAUUACUUAUCCUGGUCUUUCGAACACUCCGCCACCCACUCGAGUGUGGGAUGUAGGGUUGGUUUGUUACAGUGCAAUAUCUGUGUCAUUUUGUCAACGCUUCCUUUAUUAACAUGUCCCCACCAAAUUCGAAAAUAACUGCAUUAGUAUUGAGGUUUUGAUGGGAUAUCAAAAAGAGAAAUGAAAUGACCAGAGUAGAAGGUUUAAAACGCUUUGCUUCGUAUCCAAACCCCAUGAUACAUGAUACAAGUCCAUACAUGAUAAAGUUUAACCUUCAUUCCCGGAAGUUUUGAUUCUGUUAAUUGCUGGCAGUUUCAAGGAAAGGUUCCUCUACAGUAUGCUUCACCUGUCUUUGGGUCGUGAUAAGUAUGUGGUGCAAUAGUAUGUAAAAAGACUACCAAGCGAAAUGAAAAAAUGGGAAAGAAACAAAACAAAGUGGUGAAUUAACUUGCGGUAAAUCAGCAACCGUCAUAGGUGUAUGUACAUGUCGAUAUAAGAGGUGAGAAACUUUCUGGACUAACACUCCGAAUGGUUGAUUCUGAGUAAGACUUACCAGGGCAAAAUCAUACAGUGCAUUUCAGUCCAGUUCGAAGGGAAUAUGUUUCAACAUUAACUCUUGUAUUUACGUAGUCAAUGGUAAAGUGUAUGCCUCUCUGUUUGCA
Messenger RNA from Orbicella faveolata, 3431 nucleotides. Its product is annotated as dimethylglycine dehydrogenase, mitochondrial-like. Lineage: Eukaryota; Metazoa; Cnidaria; Anthozoa; Scleractinia; Merulinidae. Gene Ontology annotation, cellular component: mitochondrion. The record is from RefSeq and is a predicted model, not a curated record. Gene Ontology annotation, molecular function: protein binding.